AUGCACAUCCUCAAUCCCCUCACACUGCUGCUCUCCGCAGCUUCUCUGCUCGUGCCCAGCGCCCUCGCAGCUGCCUCGUCCUCCGCCAUCGCCGCCGAGAAGAAGUUCGCAAAGUUCAACGCCCUGCUCAACACGCCCAAGCACAAGAACGGGGUCCUGCAGCUCACCGACACGCUCUACGACGACCUGACCACGGGGCCCCGGAACUACACCGCCGUCGUCCUGCUCACGGCCCUCGAGCCACGCAUUGGCUGCCAGCUGUGCCGCGAGUUCGGCCCCGAGUAUGAGCUCCUCGCAAAGAGCUGGAUGGCGGAGCACGCACCCACGGACGGCCUCGUCUUUGGCGAGCUCGACUUUGCCAAUGCUAGGACUACGUUCCAGAAGCUGCAACUCACCACCGCCCCCGUCCUCUACGUCUUCCCGCCCAGCAUCGGCCCCGCCGCCGACCCCGCCCACAUCGACACCCCCCUCCGCUUCGAGUUCAACAAGGUGCAGACCAAAGCCGAGGUCGUCGCGCGCUUCAUCGCCGCGCACACCACGCACGCGCCGCGCGUCGUCCGCCCCUUCAACUGGGCCAAGCUCGGCGUCACCGCCGGCGCCGUGAUCUUUGGCCUCACGGCGCUCAAGCUCGCGUUCCCGCUGGUCAAGCCGAUGCUGUACAGCCGCAACCUGUGGGCUGCUGUCUCCCUCAUUGCGAUCUUGCUGUUUACCAGUGGACACAUGUUUAACCACAUCCGCCGCGUGCCGUAUGUGGCGAACAAUGGCCGCGGAGGGAUCAGCUAUGUGGCGGGUGGGUUUAGUAACCAGUUUGGGCUCGAGACGCAGAUUGUGGCGGUUAUCUACGCAAUUCUGAGCUUUGCUACAAUCUCGCUGGCAAUGAAGACGCCCCGCAUCGAGGACCCCGGCAGACAGAAGGCUGCCAUUGUUAUCUGGAACGUGGUGCUCCUUGUGGCGUUCAGCUUCCUGAUGAACUUGUUUAAGCAGAAGAAUGGAAGCUAUCCGUUCUUCCUGCCGCCAUUGAUGUAA
This is a messenger RNA of Morchella sextelata, 1026 nucleotides long. RefSeq lists its product as uncharacterized. Gene Ontology annotation, cellular component: oligosaccharyltransferase complex. The transcript has 3 exons. The record is from RefSeq and is a predicted model, not a curated record. Lineage: Eukaryota; Fungi; Ascomycota; Pezizomycetes; Pezizales; Morchellaceae. Bases 1 to 1026 code for a protein of 341 amino acids.